Molecule: messenger RNA, 717 nt
Organism: Diachasma alloeum
Lineage: Eukaryota; Metazoa; Arthropoda; Insecta; Hymenoptera; Braconidae
Exons: 4
Coding region: 39-716 (225 amino acids)
Source: RefSeq, a predicted model, not a curated record
GCAAAGAAUACUGAAUAAAUAUGUGAUUUUUCGAAAAAAUGAAGUACUUGGUGGGUGUCAUCGCCGUGUUGGUCAUAUUCACUUCUCAAUAUGGAGCAACCCCUGCUGGUGACGUUAGCUACCUAUACUUGAAAUCACGUGACAUCAGAUUGUCACUACAAUUGUAUAAGAGUCGCAUGAUACCUGAGGAGAGAAAAAAAUUUGACGCUGUUGAAGAGUAUUACGAGGGGGUGGCAUCACAAAUGGUCGAUCUCACUGUUGCAGGAAUUGAUGAAAAGAAUCAUGAAAAUUGUGUCGAUUCUUUGAAAACCAAUCUGAAUAUCGCACUAACUCAAUUCCUAAUGAUGACGGACAAGUGUAUAAGAGCCAGUGUUCCCCAGUUGGGCAUAGUUAUUGAAGAAAUUGAUAAUUUGAUAUCGAUGGGAGGAGCUUUCGAAAAGAAAGUUGAUGGAAUGAGAUCAACUUGCGCCAAUCACAACUCCGCCAGUAUGUUCGAGCAAUGUUUGGAGAAAUAUAUACCAGAGUUAACAUCUUCGGUCGACUAUUACCAAGACCGAGAGGCAAAGCUAAAAACUGAGGUCCAAGUGAUGACUGGUCUGGGAUUCGUUCAAUUUGGGGAGUGCUUGAUACAACCAAGAGAAGAAUUCACGACAAGAAUCGACACUGCAGAGGAGAACGCACUCGAGUGCAUCAACGUAAAAUCCCUUUCUGAAUAAG